Messenger RNA from Amoebophrya sp. A120, 993 nucleotides. The record is from the annotation of a GenBank genome assembly. NCBI's taxonomy places the organism in Eukaryota, Dinophyceae, Syndiniales, Amoebophryaceae.
AUGCAAGAAAAAUUUCUGGAUAUCCUCGCGGCGGAGCAACUGAACCCGGACUAUCAGACACUGCACCUCAGCCACUACAGCGGCACCAAGGCUGCCUUUUUGAACGUGUCGGCAAAGUUCCUGCAGUACCAGGUACAGAACAGGCAGACCUCUUCGUUUGACCGUCUGAAACUCUGGGAACAACAAGCGGCCAAUUGGGACAGCGAAGUUGUACUACCAGCACCGCAGCAGGAGCUACUAGAAGUCGCUGAACAUCAUGGCGAAGAUGAUGAUACUGACCCGAAAAAUCAAGAUCCGCUGACCGAGCAAUUUGAAGACGCAAAAGAACAGGCCCGUAAGGCCUUGGUGGAGAACCGUUAUGCGACCGAGCAGACGGCAUCCGAGUUUCUCAAGAAAGAGGUCUUUGGCAAGUUGGGAAAACUGAUUCAAAAAAUUGCCAAGGGCGACAUCCGAAGCAUCGACUGGAACUUCUGGGCAGCGCUCGAGCAAUUUUUGCAAAUCAUUUUGUCUAUCUUUGAAACGGCGGCGCUGUUUUUCGGCAGUUCCUUUGGGCCGGACCUCGGACAUAUGAGUGGAUAUGAUCUGCAAAAGUAUCGUACUCUGGUAUAAAUGCAUGACAAAUUUUCUCAGCAUGAGAAAUAAAAUUUUUUGUAAUGCGGAUUUAGUACGUUAAAAAAAAAAAAGAUUCGUAAUGUAUGGCUAUGCAAUUACUACGAGUAUCAGAUACUUUUGCACAGGAUAGUGGAGGUUCCAUGGUGUUGUCCAUAAUUGGGCCGUUUCUCCGUUUGGUCAGCGGCAUAUGGCAGAUGUUUGGGUUGUCGAGACAAUACGAAAAAUUCGCCGGUCGAUGGUUGAAGCGCGAGGCCGUGGAAGGACUUUGGCGCGCGGAAAAGUUCGAGAAGAUGUGCCAACCUGAGGCUUUUUCGGAAGGAACGAAAGCGAGGAAAGAUGCCUUCGAGGACCUCAUUGCCAGCCGUCAAACGAAAGUUGCGC